Molecule: messenger RNA, 3870 nt
Organism: Fusarium odoratissimum NRRL 54006
Lineage: Eukaryota; Fungi; Ascomycota; Sordariomycetes; Hypocreales; Nectriaceae
Exons: 4
Coding region: 1-3870 (1289 amino acids)
Biological process (GO): secondary metabolite biosynthetic process; fatty acid biosynthetic process
Molecular function (GO): oxidoreductase activity; fatty acid synthase activity
Source: RefSeq, a predicted model, not a curated record
AUGCGCGCGGUCUGGUAUCUGUCACAUACAUACAAAUCUUCACUCUCACCAGCCAUGAAUCACGAGCUUGCCCUUGAGAAUGAGAGAUACGCGCAGUCUUUUGCUCAGGCCAAGGAAAACUGCCAAAGACCGGCGCGAGCCUUCCUGUAUGACACCGUGGAAACUAUCGGCAUGCACUACGGCACGACCUUCCGCAACAUGACCGAGCUGUUUGCAGGGCCGAGUGCCAGUUACGGCGUUAUAAGUAUCCCCGACACUAAAGCCAUCAUGCCUAUGGGAUUCGAGUAUCCCUUCGUGGUCCACCCAGCCACGCUCGACUCCGCCCUUCACCUUCUGUUCCCAUCUAUCAGCGGUGAAGACCAGUCUCUCAAUGAGGCAGUCGUACCCUUCUCGUUUGAUCGCAUCUUUGUCUACAAUACAUGGAAGUCGUCCAUUACUAUCUCCGAGGACCUUUCAGAGCCUAUGAUUAUCGUGGAAGGUAUUUCUUUAGCAUCGGUUGGUGAUGGCGGCAGCACGCAACAGCCUGGUCAAGACGCCAGGGCCAGCUGCUUUACCAAGACUUGGCACGAGGACGUGGACCUGCUCGAGCCACUGCAGAUCAAAGACCUGGUCUACAAGCGAACUCUCAAGAGCCAGGAUGACGAAUCUGUUCUUGACUACCUCGAAUUUGUCUGCCUUGUUUAUGUCUACCGCUGUCUUGCUUGGUUCGAGAGCGAGGAAGGCAAGGCGCAUGUGCCCCAGGACGGGUUCUGGAAGCUCUAUGUCGAGUGGAUGCGCAACACCGUCAAGGAGUUUCCCCCUCUUCCAACUACUGAGUCCCAAGUUACGUCUGAAAUGGAAUCCUCGCGUGCAAGCAUCGUCCUCUCCAAGAGCGGCGACGUAACGGUUCAGAUGGUCGACCGAAUCGGAGAUAACCUCAGCCGCAUCUUCACUCGUGAGGUCGAGCCUUUGCAAGUCAUGACAGAGGGUGAUCUAUUGUAUGACUUUUACCGCGGCGCAUUUGGCACGAGUUUUAACACUCACGUCGCUGAAUAUGUGGGCUUGGUCGCUGACAAGAGCCCUGGUGUCAAGAUCCUGGAGAUUAGCGCUGGCACUGGUGGGACGACGUACCAUGUGUUGGAGCGACUUCGCAAUGCUGACGGAACUUCCAAGGCUGCCAAGUACUCUUUUACAGAUAUUUCUCCAGGAUUCCUCGCCGAGGCUGCCGAUCGCUUUUCCGCCGACGCAUCCAUCAUGGAGUUCAAAGCUCUCAAUAUCGAGAACGAGCCUACCGAGCAAGGAUUCAGCCUGGAGAGCUAUGAUCUCAUCAUCUGCGCCAACGUUCUUCAUGCCACCAGGAGUAUUGAGGAGACGCUUACCCACUACAAGUGUCUGCUUAAGCCCGGCAGUCGUCUCGUGCUGUCCGAGGUCACUAUUAAACGAAUCUUCAGUGGCUUCAUCAUGGGGCCCCUCCGUGGUUGGUGGCUCGGCGAGGACGAUGGUCGCUCUGGCGGACCUCUCCUGGAUGUUGAUGAGUGGUCGGCGGCGUUGACCAGCGCCGGUUUCUCUGGCGUCGAUAUCGACAUUGUCGGAGGCAAUGAAGCCUUCAAGGAGCCGGUGUCGCUGAUUAUCUCGACCAAGCCAUGGCAGAAAGCAUCGGGGCCUGAUUCCUUCGUUAUCAUCAGUACAGGUUCUGUCUCUUCGCAGAAACUCGCGCAAUCCAUCCAGAAGCAAUUUGAGUCUUCAGGUCACGAUGUCUCCAUCACACAGUGGGAUGAUGUUUUCAAAUCUCGUGUGACCGGAAAGUAUUGCCUCUGCCUUGCCGAGUGGGAGGACGCUGUGCUCGCGACUCUGACGGAUGAGAACUGGGGAAGACUCCGCCAGAUUAUCCGGAGUUCUUAUGGGACACUCUGGAUUACCGGCGGCGCUGCUAUGGACUGCCCUGACCCGAUGAAGUCUCUCAUGGUUGGGCCUUCGCGGGCGAUUCGCAAUGAGGAUGUUGGAGUCCGCCUGGCCACCCUCGAUUUUGAGACAGCGGAUAGAGUCGACUUUGUGAGAGCAGCCAAGAUUGUCCUCAAGGUGGCGUCAAUCCACGCCUUUAGUGAUGAGUCUGACGGCGAGUAUGCUGCCCGCGAUCUCACCGUGUACGUGCCUAGAGUGGAGAGGAUUCUCGACGUCGGCAACUCUCUGCGUAAAUAUGAACGUAAGGGCCAGCCUGAGCUUGUGUCGUUCAGGAGGAGCGGACGUCCACUGAAGCUCACCAUUAAGGCACCUGGCCUCUUGGAUACCUUCAGAUGGGACGAGGAUGAGAUCUACCACCAGCCUCUGCCUGAGGACUGGGUCGAGAUCGAGGUGAAGUCUGUAGGCCUUCACUUCAAAGUUGCCCUCGUCGCGCUAGGAAACCUUGCUGAGGACAAGCUGGGAGUCGAUGCCUCUGGAGUCAUCACCCGCGUGGGAUCAGCCGUCAGAGAUUUCAAGCCUGGUGACCACGUCAUGACGGCUUCAUGCGCCACCUUUGCUACCUUUCUCGUAACCGUUGGCAACCUCAUCAGGGGUGAGAAGAUCUUGAUACAUGCCGCCGCUGGAGGUGUCGGCCAGGCUGCUCUCAUGAUCGCUCAGCAGAAGGGAGCCGAGAUCUUCGCGACACUUUUCAAGGCUGUCAAUCGUGCCACCGAAGGGGAACGCGUUGAUGUUGUGCUCAAAUCUCUUGCUGGCGAAGCUCUCCGCCUUUCCUGGCACUGUCUCGCGAAGUUUAGUCGAUUUCUUGAGAUUGGAAAGGCAGAUCUUUUUGCCAACACCGGACUGGAUAUGAAGCCAUUCCUUGAUAGCAAGACCUAUAUAGGUGUCAACCUCCUCGAUUUCGAGAACAAUCCCACACCUCGUGCGGUGGCGCUUUGGAAGCAGACUGCAAGACUUAUCCAUGAUGGUACCGUCAAGCCCAUCGCCCCUCUGCAGCUCUUCAGUAUGGCCGAAGUUGAGAAGGCAUUCCGCCACGUGCAGGCCGGCAAGCACAUGUGUAAGGUUGUCGUAAGUGUUAAAGACGAUGACAUGGUCCCUGCCAUGCCCCGAACACCUCAUGUGAACAUUCAUGCCGACGCAACCUAUGUCGUUGCCGGUGUCGGCGGUAUCUGCAAGGAAAUUGGCCGGUGGCUCGCUAAGAAGGGCGCCAAACAUCUGGUCCUGCUUUCACGUUCUGCUGCCAGCAGCGAAGUGAACAAAGCCUUUGCGUCGGAGCUUCAGACAGCCUACGACGUGAAAACCUACAGCUAUGACUGCGACGUCAGCCACAAGGCAGAUCUCUCCGAAGUUCUGCAUGACCUCAAGUCAAAGAAUCUUCCCGAGAUUAAGGGUUGUGUUACUGGUGCCAUGGUUCUGAGGGAUACUCUAUUUGACAAGAUGAUGGCCGACCACGUCCGGACAACAAUAGGACCCAAGGUCCACGGUACCUGGAAUCUUCACGAAUUGCUUCCCAAGGAUCUCGAUUUCUUCGUCAUGCUCAGCUCUCUGACCGGUAUUAUGGGUCACCACGGGCAGGGUAACUACGGCUGCGGCAACAUCUUCCAGGAUUACUUCGCCGCCUUCCGACGGAGUCAGGGCUUGCGCGCUAUGACCAUUGACAUUGGAUACCUCUUGAGUGUAGGAUUCGUAGCCGAGCAUGACGAAUAUGUCGACCACGUCAAGGCCAUGGGUCUGAAGGUCAUGCACAAGAGCAAUCUGCACGGCCUUAUGGCCACGGCUCUCGAAGGCUCCAACGCCCACCCGCCGCAAGUCAUGUGCGGCCUUCCGUACAACGAGCAAGACGACGCUUGGUACUGGAUUCAUGACCAGCGGUUCACGGCUCUCAGGAAGACUGCAGCUGGCUCUGGAGUUGGAGGGUCCGCGUCUGUGUGA